Beta vulgaris subsp. vulgaris (sugar beet) is the source of this 1968-nucleotide messenger RNA. RefSeq names its product flavonoid 3'-monooxygenase CYP75B137. Bases 145 to 1683 code for a protein of 512 amino acids. Gene Ontology annotation, molecular function: oxidoreductase activity, acting on paired donors, with incorporation or reduction of molecular oxygen; heme binding; iron ion binding. Lineage: Eukaryota; Viridiplantae; Streptophyta; Magnoliopsida; Caryophyllales; Amaranthaceae. The record is from RefSeq and is a predicted model, not a curated record. The transcript has 2 exons.
AAGAAAGGCUCAAAACACAUCCACUUGGACUACUCAUAUCUCAUAAAAAAUUAUGGCUCAAAUUUGCAGCAUGUAGUAUAAAAAAACAAAAAAAAAAAAAACUUAUCAUAUUAUUAGGUAGAAAGAAAAAAAAAAAGCUCCAAAAUGAUAUUCGAAACUUGGGUAGUAGUUCCACUCUUAACUCUCCUUACCAUACUAUGGGCCAUCUUCAUCCUCACCAAAAACCGUCCACCACUCCCACCAGGCCCAUUGGGCCUACCAAUACUAGGAAACCUCCUCUCACUAAGCCCAGAACUCCACACUUACUUCACCACAUUGGCCCAAACCCACGGCCCAAUCUUCUCUCUCCGUCUAGGAAUGAAACUUGGCGUAAUCAUCUCCUCAGCAAAUCACGCCAAAGAAAUUCUAAAACACCAUGACGUCAUCUUCGCCAACCGUGACGUACCCAUAGCAGGAAAAACCGCCACGUAUGGCGGCGCUAACAUAGUGUGGUCCCCAUACGGCCCGACAUUACGUAUGCUUAGGAAAGUUUGUGUCAGAGAGAUGCUUGGAAGUGCCACGUUAGAUUCUAUGUACGGACUCCGUAGAAGAGAAGUACGGAGCAUGGUACGAAGGUUGUCGGAGAAAGUGGGGACAAAAACGGUUAAUGUCGGGGAAGAAGUGUUUAUGGUAGUUAUGAGAGUAGUUACAGAUAUGUUGUGGGGAGGAACAAUGGUGGAAGAGAAGGAGGAGGAGAGAGAAAGUAUUGGGUUAGAGUUUCGGGUCGUGAUCAAGGAGUUUACCGGGUUGUUGGGUAUGCCGAAUGUAUCGGACUUUUUUCCGGGUUUGGAUCGGAUCGAUUUGCAGGGUGUAGAGAGGAGGAUGAAGAGGUGUGUUAAGUUGUUGGAUGAGAUUUUUGAGAAGGUGAUAUAUCAACGUUUGAGAGUUUGUAAGGAAGGAAAGAGGAGAGAGAAGGAUUUUUUGGAGGUAUUGUUACAAAUGAGGGAUGAUUAUGAGGGUGAAUGUAGUGAUGAUAAGGUGUCAUUUUCUACAUCUCAUCUUAAAGGUUUACUCAUGGAUAUGAUAGUAGGCGGAACCGACACUACAUCAAACACAGUAGAACUUACAAUGGCUGAAAUAAUGAACCACCCUGAUGUGCUAAAAAAGAUCCAACAAGAGCUCAACACAGUAAUUGGCUCAGACAGCAUAGUAGAAGAGCAUCACAUCUAUAAACUCCCUUACCUACAAGCUGUUCUAAAAGAAGCACUUCGCUUACACCCUGUAUUACCCCUGCUAGUACCUCAUUGUCCGAGUGAGUCUCGUGUUGUAGGAGGCUACACUAUCCCCAAAGGUGCUCGUGUAUUCAUCAACGUAUGGGCUAUCCAUCGAGACCCUUCCGUGUGGACGGAGCCAUCGAAGUUUGAUCCUGAAAGGUUCCUGCUGGAUGCUAAUCAGUUUGAUUUUAAUGGGAACAACUUCAAUUAUAUCCCUUUUGGUUCAGGUAGAAGGAUUUGCGCCGGAAUUGGAUUGGCUGAGAGGAUGGUGUUGUUUAUAAUGGCCUCAUUGUUGCAUUCCUUUAAUUGGAAAUUGCCUGAGGGAGAAGAAUUAAAUCUUGAGGAGAAAUUUGGGAUUGUGUUGAGUAAGAGGACUCCUCUUGUGUUGAUCCCUGAGUGCAGGUUAUCUGAUUCUGGUUUGUAUAUAUAAGUAACUUACUUCUUGGUGGUGGUUCUACUAUUUUCAUGAGAUAAGUGCAGGUUAUCUACUUAUCUACAUACUUUGUAUGAAUUUGGUCUUUUUAUGCACAUACAUUGCAAUCAUACCUGGUAGAAGACUAAGAUCUUAUGAAGCAAAAAUAAUGUAUCAGAUGGUCUAUGCAUACAGGCUUACUAGUGUGAGGAAUCAGGAAGUGUUCUGGCAUUAAUUUCUGUAUCUGUUGUUAUAUGGUUACAUUAAGAUCUCUAUUAUAUAAGGGAUGAAGGAGUUAUGGUA